AUGACUCUUCUCCAUGUCACAGCUCAGUACUCACAUCACUGCUCCAUCAUUAUUCACAGGAACCCACCUGGUCCUCCACCCAGCUCUGUGUCCUGUAAGAGUGACGGGUCUAAAGAUGACCCCAUUGAUUUUAAAGUCCCAGAGGCAUCUGGUGCUGAGAGAUCAGGGGCGGUACCCCUGGACUGGCAGACCGGGGUGGUGGUCCCCAUCUUUAAGAAGGGAGACCGGAGGGUGUUUUCCAACUACAGUGGGAUCACACUCCUCAGCCUCCCUGGGAAAGUCUAUGCCAGGGUGCUGGAAAGGAGAAGUUUAUGCUGGAGGGGAACCUGCUCAUCUUGGAUAUGUUUCUGGUUCUGCAGACAGUGCAUCUGCUCAUACUGGGACCAGUCUGCUUCAUCAGGAGACUCGUCCUGUCCCCAGUGUGGAGAAAGAACCAGAGCUGGACUGCAGACAGCCAGUCAGAGCAGCUGUGUACAAACAGAUGUUGGUCUGCAGGAGGUUUUAGAGGAACAUAAGAUCAGUCUGAGGAGGAGAUGUGAACGUGUGACUGAAGGAAGUGAUGAAACAGGAAGUAGAACCCUCCUCAACAGGAUCUACACUGAGCUCUACAUCACAGAGGGACAGAGUGAAGAGGUUCAUACCCAACAUGAGGUGAGGCAGCUGGAGACAGCUUCCAAGAUGGACGCCCUCCAUGACGCUCCAAUCAGGUGCCAGGACAUCUUUAAAGCCUUACCUGACCAACAGAGACCCAUCAGAGUGGUUCUGACCAACGGCGUGGCUGGUGUUGGAAAAACCUUCUCAGUGCAGAAGUUCACUCUGGACUGGGCAGAGGGCUUGGAGAACCAACAUGUCAGUGUGGUGGUUCUGCUUUCAUUCAGGGAGCUGAACCUGAUCAGAGAUGAGCAGUACAGUCUUCUGGAGCUGCUCCAUGUUUUCCAUCCAACAUUACAGAAGGUCACAGCAGAGAAGCUGGCUGUCUCUCAGCUUUUGUUCAUCUUUGACGGCCUGGAUGAAAGCAGACUUUCAUUGGAUUUCACCAACAGGAAGCUGCUGUCUGAUGUCACACAGAAGUCAUCAGUCAGCCAGCUGCUGACAAACCUCAUCCAGGGGAAUCUGCUUCCCUCGGCUCUCGUCUGGAUAACUUCCCGACCCGCAGCAGCCAAUCAGAUCCCUCCUACAUGUGUCGACAGGCUAACAGAAGUACGAGGCUUCACUGACGCCCAGAAGGAGGAGUACUUCAGGAGGAGAUUCAGUGAUGAAGAGCUGUCCAGCAGAAUCAUCUCCCACAUGAAGACAUCCAGGAGCCUCCACAUCAUGUGUAGUAUCCCAGUCUUCUGCUGGAUCACUGCUACAGUUCUGGAGCACAUGUUGACUACAGAGCAGAGAGGAGAGCUGCCCAAGACCCUGACUGACAUGUACUCACACUUCCUGCUGGUUCAGACAAAGAGGAAGAAGAACAAGUACCAUGAGCGACAUGAGACGAGUCCACAGGAGCUGACAGAGGCUGACAGGGAAGUUCUUCUGAAGCUGGGGAGGCUGGCGUUUGAACAUCUGGAGAAAGGAAACAUCAUGUUCUACCAAAAAGACCUGGAGCAGUGUGGUCUGGAUGUGACAGAGGCCUCGGUGUACUCAGGAGUUUGUACAGAGAUCUUCAAAAGAGAGUGUGUGAUCUUCCAGAAACCAGUCUACUGCUUUGUUCAUCUGAGCAUUCAGGAGUUUCUGGCUGCAGUCUACAUGUUCCACUGUUACACUACCUGGAAGGUAGAUGUUCUUAGGAACUUCUUAGGGAAAGACUACAAUAAGUUAUAUCUGGAUGAUUUCCUUCAAAGUGUCAUGCAGAAAUCCCUCCAGAGUAAAAAUGGCCACCUGGACCUCUUUGUUCGCUUCCUUCAUGGCCGCUCUCUUAAGUCCAACCAGAGUCUCUUGAGAGGUCUGCUGGGUCAGACAGAGAUCAGUCCAGCAACCAUGCAGAGAGUCACCAGAAACCUGAAGAAGAUGAACGGUGAUAAAAUCUCUCCUGACAGAAGCAUCAACAUCUUCCACUGUCUGAUGGAGAUAAACGACCUCUCAGUACAUCAGGAGAUCCAAGAGUUCCUGAAGUCAAAGAACAGAUCAGAAAAGAGACUCUCUGAGAUCCAGUGCUCAGCUCUGGCCUUCAUGCUGCAGAUGUCAGAGGAGGUUGUGGAUGAGUUGGACCUGCAGAAGUACAACACAUCAGAGCAAGGACGACUGAGACUGAUUCCAGCUGUGAGGAACUGCAGAAAGGCUCGACUGACUCAGUGUCGACUCUCAGAGUCUCACUGUGAAGUUGUGGCCUCAGCUCUGAAGUCCAACCCCUCCCAUCUGACAGAGCUGGACAUGAGUAAAAACAACCUGCAGGAUUCAGCAGUGAAGCUUCUGUGUGCUGGACUGGAGAGUCCAAACUGUCGACUGGAGACUCUGAGAUUGAAGGACUGUGGUUUGUCAGAGAUCAGCUGUGAUUAUCUGGUAGCAGCGCUGAAGUCCAACCCCUCCCAUCUGAGAGAGCUGGACCUGAGUACUGACAUUGGGCACUUCACUGAAAACAACAAGCUGCAGGAUUCAGGAGUGAAGCAGCUGUGUGGUUUUCUGGAGAGCCCAGGAUGUGGACUUGAAACUCUGAGGUCAGUCUCCAACCCCUCCCAUCUGAGAGAGCUGGACCUGAGAUGGAACAACCUGCAUGAUUCAGGAGUAAAUCAGCUGUGUGGUUUUGUGGAGAGUCCAGGAUGUGGACUUGAAACUCUGAGAUUGAUGAGCUGUGGUUUGACAAAGAUCAGCUGUGACUAUCUGGCAGCAGCACUGAAGUCCAACCCCUCCCAUCUGAGAAAGCUGGACUUGAGUGAGAACAAGAACCUGCAGGAACACGAUGUGAAGCAGCUGUUUGAUCUUAAGGAGAGUCCAGACUACAGACUGGAGACUCUGUGGUUAGUAGAGUGUGGGACUGAGUGGGUGGUGCUGUCAGCAGUGGAGGUGAUGAUGGUGAACAGGACGGUGUGUGUGCUGAGAGAGGAGCAGCUGUGUCCUGAUGAUCCAGAGAGGUUGAAGCAGCAGCAGCUUGUGUGUAGAGACGCUCUGACUGGGCCAUGUUACUGGAAGGUGGAGAGGGGAGCUUCAUCCAGCAGUGACUGA
Messenger RNA from Pelmatolapia mariae (spotted tilapia), 3147 nucleotides. RefSeq names its product NACHT, LRR and PYD domains-containing protein 1a allele 5-like. Gene Ontology annotation, molecular function: protein binding. NCBI's taxonomy places the organism in Eukaryota, Metazoa, Chordata, Actinopteri, Cichliformes, Cichlidae. Bases 1 to 3147 code for a protein of 1048 amino acids. Gene Ontology annotation, biological process: intracellular signal transduction. The record is from RefSeq and is a predicted model, not a curated record. The transcript has 9 exons.